AGAAAAGAUAAAAAAAAAAUCCGUCAGGAUCACACACGACACGACACAUUUACAACUGCCAUCCACCUCCCUGCCUGAGCGCACUGCUGUUAGCUGCUGCUCACAGCGCCCUGAAACCUUCUUAUCGAUAAACUCGCGAUACGCACGAAAACCUCUUGCUAACACCAGCGGUUGUUAUCAGGCCAUGGCGCCUUCAAAGUGGGAUGAUGAGGAGGAGAGUACUCCCCCCUCCUCUCCCCCGCUUAUUGCAGCUACGACACACAGACGAAAGUUCGAUGACGAGGAGGACAGCGAUGAUGUAGUCGAUGACUGGGAAGCAGCUGAAGACUCUGAAGUCGAGCGUGAAAAGGCCGCCAAAGCCGCUGCAGAGAAAGCAAAAGCCGAAGCCGAAGCGGCUGCCAAGAAGAAAUCAAAAGCCCAACGGAUACAAGAGCGCAAGGAACAGAGACGGCGCGAACAACGAUCCAGCGACGACGACGAUGAAGACGACGACGACGAAGACGACGACGCCGCCGCACGCGCCCGCCUCCGUCGCACAGAGAAGGAUGCAGACCUCGCCCACGCCGAAGACCUCAUCGGCGAUAUCGACCUGAAGCGCACCCGCUCCGCAAUCCCCAGAGCCGCAGUCGUCAUCGGCGACAAAUCGGACCCGACCAAAUCCAUAGACCUCUCCGCCAUGCCCCUAUUCAAGCCGGGAACCAAGACGCAGUUCGCAGAACUGACCGAGGUGCUUAUCCCGCUUUUAACGGCGCAGUCGAAGAAGCCGCAAUAUCCAAUAUGGGCGCAGGAUUUUGCGAAGAAGCUCGUGAAGGAGCUAUCGAGUGGGGACAUUAAGAAGAUUGCGAGUGCGUUGACGGCGGUGAGCAAUGAGAAGCUGAAGGAGGAGAAGGCGGCCGAGAAAGGGGGAAAGAAGAGUAAGGCAGCGAAGACGAAGACGAGCGUGGUUGUUGGGCGGGAUGUUGGAGGCGCGCGCGGGGCGGAUCUUACGGCGUAUGAUGGGGAUGAUUUGGAUGAUGAUGAUUUUAUGUGAUUUUUGAGUUUUCUUAUUUUUUGUCUGUAUUUCUGAGAUGUGGAAAUGAUGAAUUGGUGGAUGGCUUUCAAACUACAUUUACCCUGAGUUGUUAGUUAUUACCCCUUCUCAUCCCCUUUUCCCCUUUUCCCCCUCCGUGCCAUAUACAUUUUUCACACCCCCUUAUCAUCCAUAUCUUUUGCAUGUUUCCUUUUUUCUUUUUAAUUUUAGAAGUGUCAACAAAACCCCCCGCAAUUGUCGCUUGAAAGCCUCAGGGCCUUUUAUUAUUUUAUACCUCAGCUCUAUUACCAGAAAUGUUUUCCUAGCCUUGCUAUACAGCAAUAUCAGCGGUGUUAAUCGCAUUUUCACGGUGCCCCCUGUCUUUUCGGCUUAUCUCUAAUACCUUCUAUCCUAUUCCCAUGAACAGUGUCGUGUUGAGUCUGAUCACAGCAGAGGAAGCGAUUUUCUUCCGUCUUAACUUUGCUAUUUCAUCAAGCUAUGACAUACCUAGAGAAUUAGAAUGCAGACAACUCUCUCAUUGUGGUGCUGUGUGUUUUAAAGGGGAAUUGAGACUUGCGAGAUAGUCUGUCUCUGUCGGAUGAAAGGUUUCAUCAUGGCGCCCCAGGGGAGAGUCGGGGGGGGCUCUUUUGCUCUUUGGCCCUUUCACCAAUCUUUCAAUUUUUGAUAUUUAUUUUUACGUGGAGCGAGAAAAGAGGUUCCAGCAAAAACGCUUUAACCACUCCGCCGCUACGAUUUUCCCAGCGGUCUUUCCGAAUCUCAAACUUGAAACUAUCCAAUAGAACUGGAAGUACGGUUAUGGACAUCCUACGCCUCAUCAAUGGCUCUAUGCAAACCAGGUGUCUGCGGAAUCUGCGCCAUGUCGGCACGUUUCUCCAGACUCGUACCUCAGAGCAUGCCAUAUUGCAAUUUCUCGGAAGCUGCCAUCAACUCUAGUCCAUGGAGACGAUGAGUGUUGAGGAUUUAACUGUCUGGCGACCCUGUGUUGCCGACUACUCGCAGCCACCAGAUGACCCUCGUCAAUGCCUAUAGCUACUGAUUCAAACGUUUCAAAGAUCCACCUCACCCGUUGCAACAUUCCAUUGGAGCUCCUCGUGCCGAUUCUUACGCCGCCAAAAGCUCUAAGAGAGCUUAGGUAUAGCGCUGGGGCUUUGGUCUGCUCCAGUAAAUCCUCGGACUGUAUAGAUCCCGCAAUAAUGGGUUGCCAUCUGCAAGUACACAGGUGCACAUUGCGUAUUCUGGAUAUCGGCCUGGCUCAAUGUGUCCGAUGUUCUACCAACAGUGGCUUGACAGUUGAUGAUACCACUCCAGCGUCGUCAGGGCCUGCAUCUGCCAACCCAAUGGCUAGUCGUGAACCUGCUAUGGAAGGGGUAGAAACUAGGCGCCCUUUUAGAGUUGCCAGUUCUAUCAGAUCAUUGAAUAGAUUCAUAGCUCUGACCAAUCUCAGCAUCGGGGUUAACUCCUUGCUGGGGCCCGAUUCAAACGAAGUGAUGUUUGCAGAUUAUUGGGAAGAAAACUACUCUGAGGCUGAGGAGUAGCGGGAGGGGCAGCCGUGGAAACAUAAUGAUUCACUUAAACCUGCAUCGCCCUCACCAUCGCCCCCGUCGCCGUCAGCAUCCCCAGUAUCGGCCGCCUCACCGGCUCGUCGUCGGUUGGUUGACAGGCUGUUCACCCAACCUAAAAUAUUUAUGUAUUCGCGGAUACGAUCACGGGAAAGUUGGUGGGAGAUGGAUAAGUGCAAUUUCUGAGUUAAUGGAUAGGAAAGCUGAAUGUUUUCCAAGGUGGCCGGUGUUACGGAAUAUAAAUAUACCUAGUCCUGCCCUGUUGAGCGUCUU
Molecule: messenger RNA, 2862 nt
Organism: Blastomyces gilchristii SLH14081
Lineage: Eukaryota; Fungi; Ascomycota; Eurotiomycetes; Onygenales; Ajellomycetaceae
Product: translation initiation factor 3 subunit J
Exons: 3
Coding region: 185-1030 (281 amino acids)
Cellular component (GO): cytoplasm; eukaryotic translation initiation factor 3 complex
Molecular function (GO): translation initiation factor activity
Source: RefSeq, a predicted model, not a curated record